Nicotiana attenuata is the source of this 6709-nucleotide messenger RNA. Its product is annotated as E3 ubiquitin-protein ligase listerin. The transcript has 18 exons. Gene Ontology annotation, cellular component: cytosol; RQC complex. Bases 225 to 5861 code for a protein of 1878 amino acids. Lineage: Eukaryota; Viridiplantae; Streptophyta; Magnoliopsida; Solanales; Solanaceae. Gene Ontology annotation, molecular function: ubiquitin protein ligase activity; ribosomal large subunit binding; zinc ion binding. The record is from RefSeq and is a predicted model, not a curated record. Gene Ontology annotation, biological process: ribosome-associated ubiquitin-dependent protein catabolic process; rescue of stalled cytosolic ribosome.
GCAACUAUACGAUUGGGAGGGGCCGAAAAAAAAAACACCUACAUAGGCAAAAGGCGGUGACCAAAAUAGUUUUUCCUUGUUUGAGACGACGAACAUAUAUAGUGAAUUACGGCCCAAAAGAGGCGCAGUCCCUCGUCCUUCUCAGGUAAGAGCAGAGCUUCUGAGCUCUGUGAUCGGCGUUCCCUCAAUCAACUAACGUAUGAUCCAAAGAAGGUAGAAGAAUAAUGGGGAGACCGAAAGGAGAUGGAGCUAGAAGCAAGUCUCGCCCCUCUAGCAGCAGUCUUGCUGCUUCGUUACUGCCCCAAGGUUCUACCCCUGUGGGAUUCGGAGGCUAUAUGGGCACUUCCCGUGUUGACUCUUCUUUGUCAACUGAAGAUUCUCCCCCUUUCUUGGAUAUUGACAGUGAAGUUGCACAACACUUGAAGAGGCUUGCCAGAAAGGACCCUACCACUAAACUGAAAGCAUUGGCAUCUCUAUCUCAGUUAUUCCAACAAAAGACUGCAAAGGAUAUAAUACCAACAAUCCCACAGUGGGCAUUUGAAUACAAGAAGUUGCUACUGGAUUACAGCAGAGAGGUUCGACGAGCAACUCAUGACACCAUGACAAACCUUGUUGCCAUUGUUGGAAGAGAUUUAGUUCCUUAUCUGAAGUCUUUGAUGGGACCAUGGUGGUUUUCCCAGUUUGAUUCUGUCUAUGAAGUUUCCCAGGCUGCAAAAAGAUCAUUUCAGGCUGCUUUUCCAGCACCAGAGAAGAGACUAGAUGUCUUGAUGUUAUACACAUCGGAGAUAUUCAAGUACAUUGAGGAAAAUCUGAAGCUUACUCCCCAGAGCAUGUCAGAUAAGAGUGUGGCAUCAGAUGAACUAGAAGAGAUGCACAUGCAGGUUAUUUCUUCAUCACUGUUGGCAUUGGCCACCCUUCUUGAUGUUGUGGUCAGCGCACAACCUGAACGGUCUGUUUCUGUAGCUGAGUCAAAGCGUGCUUCUAAAGCCAAGGCCAUUGCUGUGUCCUGUGCUGAGAACUUGCUAUCUGCUCAUAAGUUAUUUCUGGGAUUUCUGAAGUCUGAGAGCCCCGCUAUUCGCUCAGCCACUUAUUCGGUCAUGAGAAGUUUCAUAAAAAAUAUUCCUCAUACUAUUAAAGAAACAGACAUUACACAUCUCGCGGAUGCAAUACUUGGAGCUUUCCAUGAAAAGGAUCCCUCUUGCCAUUCAUCAAUGUGGGAUGUGAUCUUACUGUUUUCUGAAAAAUUUCCAGAGAGUUGGAGUAUCUUGAAAAUUAAAAAAUCUGCUUUAAGUAGGUUCUGGCAUUUUCUUCGAAAUGGUUGCUUUGGAUCCCAGCAAGUAUCAUAUCCUGCUCUGUUAUCAUUCUUGGAUGUUUUACCUGCACAAGCAGUUGAAACAGAGAAGUUUCUUCUUGAAUUCUUUCAGAAUUUGUGGGCAGGAAGAAGCUUGAGUUAUUCAUUACAUCUAGAUCGUCUUGCUCUCUUUAGAGCGAUGAGAGAAGGUUUUCUAUUUUGCUUGAAAAACACGGAUAGGUUUUCUGAUGCAGCAGAUUCCCACAGAUUUCAGCAGACACUUACAGAUCAGAUCCUCUUAAAGCUGCUGUGGCACGAAUACCUGUUCUCUGUCAGCUCAAAGAACCAGGAAAGGGUCUUCUCUUCUAUGGAUUCUUCUGAUGAUGGCGUUCAACCUUCUCGUCAGGGAUCAAGACAACCUAAUGUCAAAAUUCCAGAGGGUUAUGUGCAAGAUCUUGGCAAAUGCAUUGUUGAAAUCCUUUCGGACUUUUCUUUACUGGAAGCUGACUUGCUUUUGCAAUUCUGUUCAGCAUUUCAACAGACCUGCUCGGGUGUAUUUCAACAAACAGACAGUUCUGUUGAGAAUGCAGAAGGGGUGACCAAGUUCUUGUCAGUACUGAAUCAACACGCAGUAAGGAAAGGUGAAACUUGGCCUCUAGUUUAUUUGGUGGGACCAACGUUGUCAAAGUCAUUCCCUUUGAUUAAAACACUCGAUUCCCCUAAUGCAGUGAGAUUUCUGGUGGCUGCUGUCUCUAUGUUUGGUCCGCGGAAGAUAAUUCAAGAGACCUUUUGCAUUGAACCUGAAGCAAAACAAUUCUUGCACGUCUUCAAGGAAAUCUUUAUUCCUUGGUGCUUGCAGGCCAACAGUCCCACUACUAGCAUGCGACUAGAUCUCUUGCUUUCGUUACUUGAUGAUGAAUGCUUUGCAGAACAGUGGGCUAGCAUUGUUACACAUGUAACGAAUUUGGAAGAACUGAAAUCCGGAAAUGGGAUUGUGGACUCUGAUUGCCUCUCUCUGUUGGCUAUGCUCGUUGAGAAAGCAAGAGAACAAACUAGCAUUAGAGGCACUUUCCAAGUUCCCCAUGCAGCCCGUUGGCAUCAUCAGCUUUUGGAUUCUACUGCCAUUUCUGUUGCUCGAGCUUUUCCACCUUUUGGAACUUCUAGUGUUUCAUAUAUGCGUGCUGUUCUGGGUGGCAUAGCAGGAGAUGAUGAAACAAAUUUUCUGUCCCAAAGUACAUUAGUACUAGUAUUCGAGGAGGUUCUUAAGAAGUUGACAGUUUUCAUGAUGGAUUCUCCCUUCAUAUGGGUCAAGGAAACGUGUUCUCUGAUACUUAUCAGAGACAAAAACACUGAGCUGGGAUUUGAACCUUCUACUGAUGUGAAUCAGAUGGUUAACUUUGCUUUUCAAGUGCUUGAUGGUGGUUUUUGUGCAUUGAAAUGUUUGAAUCAUGAAAUUGAGCUCGUUUCACGAAUCUUAGCUGCAAUUUUUGUGAUUAAGUGGGAGUGCCGCAUGGCUACUGUCUUCAAUGAUAAGUUUGGUGAAGAAACAGCGGAAACAAUUAAGACAAGGUUGGCCUCUUGUGAACUAGUGCAUUCUCUCGAUCGCAAAAUUGAUAAUCAGUUCCUAUUUAGUAUCAACAUAGAUAGUCGAAAGAGCCUGGAGAGUAUCUUGGUCCAGACUGUGAGGAUUGCUGUGCUCAAGGAUAGAAAUUUGGAUGCUGCCAAAGUCGCAUCGUUAUGCUGUCACUGGGUCCUUGAACUUCUUGAGUGUCUCUGCCCUGAUCAGUUUGGGGAACAAAAGCUGUUAGACAGAUUCCUAAGCCAGGACGAUUCUUGGCCUACUUGGGUUGCACCAGAUAUGAAAGAUGGGAAAAGAGCAGCCGUGGUGAAAACUGAGAGUGUUUCAACUGAUACCCCAAGAGACACCAGGUUUGUUGCUCUGAUAGACAGACUUAUUCCAAAGAUGGGGUUUGACAAAAUUAUUGCUGGUGUUGUUUCUGAUGUGUCUCCAUCUUCAACUGAGGAUCCUAGUAAUCAACCUACCACAACUCUUCAGUGUCAUUAUUCGCGUGCCUGGCUAGCAGCUGAAAUCUUAUGCACUUGGAAAUGGAAUGGUGGAAGUGCCUUGUGCUCGUUCUUGCCUCAUCUCUGUGAUUAUUUGAAUAGUGAAUGCUAUACGCCUGAGGAUGAGUUGUUAGAUUCCAUUGUCACCAUUUUACUUGAUGGUGCACUUAUUCAUGGGGGAAUUACUGAACUGAGCCUUUCAAACUUACCUCCUGUUACAAAUAUGGAUAGUAUUGGAGAACCCUUCCUGAGAGCUGUUGUAUCAUUACUGUCUAGACUUUUUAUGGAUGAUGUAUGGGGAAAGGACAAGGCAAUAUUUCUUUUUUAUCUGCUUCAGAAUAAACUCCAUAUUGGGGAAACAAUAAAUAUAAAUUGUUUGAGGAUAUUUCCUUCAGUUAUGAGUGUAAUCAUUCGACCGCUGAGUUUUCCAUUUGACAAAGACAAUGCAAACAUGCAGUCUGCUUCUUCUGAAUGUUGUGAAGUACAAGAGGCUAUUAUGGACUGGCUCCAGCGAACUGAGUCUUUUCCGCCCUUAAAUGCAUGGCAAACAGGAGAAGAUAUGGCAGAUUGGUUCCACCUUGUCAUAUCCUGCUAUCCUAUACGACCAAUUGAAGGAGGGAAAGAGUUGAGACCAGAAAGAUAUGUCAGUUCUACUGAGAGAAUGCUACUGUUGGAAUUAUUUCGGAAGCAGAGAAAGAAUUCUGCAUUAUCUGUGAUAAACAAGCUGCCGGUUGUGCAAAUUUUGUUAUCAAAAUUGAUUCUGGUUGCAGUUGCUUAUUGCUGGGAAGAAUUUAGUGAGGAUGAUUGGGAGUUUGUUUUAUACCGUUUUAGGUGGUGGAUUGAAGCAGCAGUCAUUAUGAUGGAGGAUGUUGCUGAGAAUGUGAAUGAUGUUAUGACAGAUGGUUCUGGUUGUGAACAGUUAGAAGUUACGCUGAAGAGGGUCAACGAUACCGUUUCAGUGAAGGACUCUACUCCUAUAAAACUCGCAAGCAAUGCUCUAAUUGGGUUUUCUCUGUUUUGCAACAUAAGUGGUCUUGAAGCAAAAGAGCCUGCUGAUGUUUCUGAUACCUUGAAGAGUGACAGAUGGGAGAUGGCCAAAGACCGAAUUAUAGAAGGUGUUCUUCGGUUGUUCUUUUCUACUGCUGCUACGCAGGCUAUGGCAAGUUCUUAUUGUAGUGAAGCUUCCUCAAUUGUAGCAUCAUCUAUCCUUGCUCAUUCUAAGUUCUGGGACUUGGUGGCAUCACUUAUUGUUGAGUCCUCUUCAAUCGCAAGAGAGAAGGCAGUAAAAUCAGUUGAAAUUUGGGGCCUAAGUAAAGGGCCUGUUAGCUCCUUGUAUGCAAUGCUAUUUUCUGCCGUGACACUUCCUUCCCUAAGAUGUGCUGCUUAUGUUAUUCUUUCAACUGAACCUGUGUCUCACUUAGCUUUGCACACUGUCGAUAAGACAAGUUCCUCUGAUGGAGAUGCUUGCAACAACCAGGACACUGACGGUUCUACUGAAGAAAGUCUUCAUCUUAGGGAAGAAGUUUCUUCCCUGCUGGAAAAACUACCAUUUGAAGCUCUUGAAAUGGACUUACUUGCAUUUGAAAGGAUAAAGGUCUUUCUAGCUUGGUCUUUGUUACUUUCACAUCUAGUGUCGCUACCAUCUUCAUCACCCCUGAGGGAGAGAAUGGUUCAGUACAUUCAAGAGUUUGCUACUUCAACAGUAUUAGACUGUCUUUUCCAGCACAUUCCUUUGGAAUUUUGUGUACCAUCAAGCUUGAAAAAGAAGGAUUCGGAACUUCCAGCUUCAUUGUCAGAAGCAGCGAAAUCUGCAACUCAUGCCAUCACUUCUAGUUCUGUGUUAUUUUGCUUGGAAUCGCUUUGGCCUGUCAGACCAGAAAAAAUUGCUUCACUUGCUGGUGCAAUUUUUGGCCUCAUGCUUUGUAUUCUUCCAGCUUAUGUUCGAGGGUGGUUUAGUGAGAUACGUGACCGUUCGACUUCAUCUGCCAUUGAAUUUUUCACUAGAGCAUAUUGUAGCCCCCCUCUGAUUAUGAACGAACUCUCCCAGAUAAAAAAAGCCAACUUUUCUGAUGAGAAUUUCUCGGUCAUCGUAAGCAAAUCUGCUAAUGAAGUGGUGGCCACUUACACGAAAGACGAAACAGGAAUGGACCUAGUAAUUCGUCUUCCGGCAUCUUACCCACUGAGGUCUGUGGAUGUAGAUUGUACCAAGAGCCUUGGCAUUAGUGAGGUUAAACAGAGAAAGUGGUUAAUGUCAAUGAUGUCAUUUCUUCGUAAUCAGAAUGGUGCUUUAGCUGAAGCAAUUCACACAUGGAAGAGCAAUUUUGAUAAGGAGUUUGAAGGUGUUGAGGAGUGCCCGAUAUGUUACAGUGUCCUCCACACUUCAAACCAUAGCCUCCCACGGCUAGCUUGCAAAACCUGCAAACACAAGUUCCAUUCAGCCUGCCUCUACAAGUGGUUCUCCACUUCUCACAAGUCAACUUGUCCAUUGUGUCAAUCUCCUUUUUGAUCAUAUCGUCCAAAGUAGUGAUGCCUUCGCAGAGCAGUAAAUGGAAUUUUUCCUUUGGAUAGCUCUUAAUUUCGUUGUCUGUCACUUAUGCCAAUGGUGGUGACUGUGACACAAGAUUUGUGGGUUGACAUACCCUUCCUACAGCGAAUUUGGAGCUUCUACGGUUGCUUUUAUCAUGUCAUAAUUUGAGAAUUGAGAUGGUUAGCUCUUCGAGUUAGCAGCUUCAAGAUACAAAUGAGCUAAGAUGGUAAAGAUGCCUUAAAUCUUUCUUGAUCAUCUGGUACCGUUCUUCAAAAUCCUAACCAGCCCAAGUUAAAUGUGUUUAUUUGCAUUUGUAAAGCGGGUGCCAAGGUUUUUUGGAGGACAGGCAAGCAGACAUUUUUCUCCAAUGGUGUCUGCUUAUUGCCAAAGUAAUGGCAGCUGUUGCAUGGUGUUUACAUAUAAUUAGGUGGGAAAACAAGGAUGUAAAGAUUUGCCGUUGAUCUUAGAUAAAUUCCCUGUUUAAAGUUAUUCAUACGAGAGAGAGAUUAUAUAGAGAGAGAUGUGUAUUUUAUUUUAACUAUUUGUUAGGAUUUGUCCUUGCGCCAUUUUUUAUGUUUUCCCCUUUUUGUAAGGUUCAACUUUUGAGGUAGUUGAUAGAGUUUGAGCUAUGCUAUCCAAGUCCAAAAGAAUAUAUGCCCUGCCUUCGAAUAGAUCGAGGAGAGGGAUUACUCUGAUCUUAAAAUCUAGAAUAUUGUGUUGGGUAGUUUGAAAUUCUCUGUGCGAACAAUCCAUUGAUGUUUGAAGUUUAACAAGUCAAAAUUUUCACACUAUGGUGGAGUUUGAUUAAGCACUGUACUUUUUCUUCA